Molecule: messenger RNA, 2027 nt
Organism: Brassica oleracea var. oleracea
Lineage: Eukaryota; Viridiplantae; Streptophyta; Magnoliopsida; Brassicales; Brassicaceae
Product: poly(ADP-ribose) glycohydrolase 1-like
Exons: 11
Coding region: 114-1763 (549 amino acids)
Biological process (GO): nucleotide-sugar metabolic process; ATP generation from poly-ADP-D-ribose; carbohydrate metabolic process
Cellular component (GO): cytoplasm; nucleus
Molecular function (GO): poly(ADP-ribose) glycohydrolase activity
Source: RefSeq, a predicted model, not a curated record
ACUCUUUGACUUUUUCACAGACUUCAAGUUUCUCUCCGAGCGGCGGCAGAAACUUGUCGCAGAAGCGAUUCGCAUACUCUUUCCAACACCAAGCGAGAACAGAGCAUCCGAAAAUGGAGAACCGGGACGAUCUCAACUCCAUUCUCCCCUACCUCCCGCUUCUCAUCCGUUCAUCCUCUCUCUAUUGGCCACCGCGCGUGAUGGAAGCCCUUAAAGCCAUGUCCGAAGGCCCGUCUCACAGCCGAGUCGACUCAGGAGAAGUUCUAUGGCAAGCCAUUUCCGAUAUGAGACAAUCACUUUCUCUAUCAGCUCGCCUUCUCUCCCCCUCAGCUCCUCAAGGCUACGCCCUCCUCUUCGACGAACUGAUUCAUGGGAGAGAAUCAAAGAGAUGGUUCGAUGAGAUUAUACCUGCGUUGGCGAGGUUGCUCCUUCAGCUUCCGUCUCUGUUGGAAAUGCAUUUUCAGAAGGCUGAUGAUGUUGUUAGUGGAGUGAAGACGGGUUUGCGGUUGUUAGCGCCACAACAAGCUGGCGUAGUUUUCCUCAGCCAGGAGUUAAUUGGAGCUCUUCUUGCCUGCGGUUUCUUUUGUUUGUUUCCAGUUUCUAAUAGAGGUGCAAAAGACCUUUCAGUCAUCAACUUUGAUAACUUGUUUGCGAGCCUUUAUGAAAGUUACAGUGAAAGUCAUGAAAGCAAGAUACGGUGUAUCAUGCAUUACUUCGAAAGGGUCUGCUCCUGUAUGCCCACUGGGACUGUUUCAUUUGAACGCAAGAUUCUUCCAGCCGAAUACCACAAUUCUUCUACCACUGCUCCUGACGCUGAUUUUUGGAGCAAGUCUGACAUCUCCCUUUGUGCUUUUAAGGUUUGCUCUUCUGGGUUAAUAGAAGAUCAAUCUGACAAUGCUCUGGAAGUGGACUUCGCAAACAAGUAUCUUGGAGGUGGUUCCCUGAAUAGGGGGUGCGUACAGGAGGAGAUACGCUUCAUGAUCAACCCUGAAUUAAUAGCUGGCAUGCUUUUCUUGCCUCGCAUGGAUGACAAUGAAGCUAUAGAGAUAGUUGGUGCAGAAAGAUUUUCAUGUUACACAGGGUAUGCAUCUUCGUUUCGGUUUGCUGGUGACUACAUUGACAAGAAGACAGUGGAUGCUUUCAAAAGGCGAAGAACCAGAAUUGUUGCAAUAGAUGCCUUAUGUGCCCCGAAGAUGAAACACUUUAAAGAUGUGUGCCUUUUGCGGGAGAUUAACAAGGCUCUAUGUGGCUUUUUAAUUCAAAGUAAAACUUGGCAGCACCAGAAUAAAGGAGACAAUGAUAUUCAGCUUGCCAGUAACGACGAUUCUGGUCUCUUGCAUACAGAAACCUCAACGUCUCAUGGAGCUGCAUUGGAUGAUGCCGAGACAAAUAGACAAAAACAAGAUAGCAAUUUUGUCAGAGAUGUGGAAGGAUCCGAUUGCAUGGAUCAUGAAGAUGUUGGUGUGGCGACUGGGAAUUGGGGGUGUGGGGUUUUUGGAGGAGACCCAGAACUAAAGGCUAUGAUCCAAUGGCUUGCUGCCUCCCGGGCGCGGAGACCAUUUAUAUCAUACUAUACUUUUGGAGCGCAGGCCCUCGAAAACCUAGAUCAGGUGACCAAGUGGAUUCUUUCCCAUGAUUGGACCGUUGGAGAUCUCUGGAACAUGAUGCUAGAAUAUUCUGCUCAAAGGCUGUACAAGCAAACACAUCUUGGCUUCUUCUCUUGGCUACUUCCAUCUCUAUCUACGAACAAUGAGGCCAUCUAGCCGUCUUGACUCUCUGCAAAUUUGCCUUGAUCAAGUCGAUUGCCGCAUUUCAAACUGUACCUAAGCAUUUUCUUCCCACACAGAUAUGUUAAAGUGAUUAAAUUUUCAACUAAGUUGUAUUAUCACUAGUCUUUGAUCAUCAAGCAUCAUUCAUUAGGUGCACUAGUCAUGCUGCUGUAUGGUGGUACUUGGUCAAAUGUUUGAAUCACUCUUGAUAUUUGAAUGAAACAACUUCUUUUGUCUUGUUAUAUGCUGAAAUUUCCC